UUCUAGUUUUUCUUUCAUCCUCUCGUUAAUUUGCUGUCACAAUGUGUGGAAUACUUGCUGUGCUCGGCUGCUCCGAUGACUCUCAAGCCAAGAGAGUCCGCGUCUUGGAGCUCUCUCGCAGAUUGAAGCACCGUGGUCCAGACUGGAGUGGCUUGCAUCAACAUGGUGACUGCUAUCUGUCUCAUCAACGGCUAGCCAUAGUUGAUCCUGCUUCUGGGGAUCAACCUCUCUUCAAUGAAGACAAAUCCGUCGUCGUCACGGUAAACGGAGAGAUUUACAACCAUGAAGAGCUCAGGAAAAAACUGUCCAACCACAAGUUCCGAACUGGCAGUGAUUGUGAUGUUAUUGCACAUCUGUACGAGGAAUACGGAGAGGACUUCGUGGACAUGCUCGAUGGGAUAUUCUCCUUCGUGCUCCUCGACACGCGCGACAACAGCUUCAUAGUUGCUAGAGAUGCUAUUGGGGUCACUUCCCUUUACAUCGGUUGGGGAUUAGAUGGGUCAAUUUGGAUUUCAUCGGAGUUGAAAGGCCUGAAUGAUGACUGUGAACACUUUGAGUGGUUCCCUCCUGGUCAUUUGUACUCCAGCAAAGAAAGAGGAUUCAGAAGAUGGUACAAUCCUCCAUGGUUCUCUGAGUCCACUCCUUCUACUCCUUAUGAUCCUCUUGCUCUCAGACACGCAUUCGAAAAGGCUGUGAUUAAAAGGUUGAUGACAGAUGUUCCUUUUGGUGUGUUACUAUCUGGAGGCUUAGACUCUUCAUUGGUUGCCUCCAUUACUGCUCGUUACCUUGCUGACACCAAGGCUGCUAAACAGUGGGGAACGAAAUUACACUCUUUCUGUGUAGGUCUUGAGGGUGCACCCGAUCUGAGGGCUGCAAGAGAAGUUGCUGACUUUCUAGGAACGGUCCACCAUGAGUUCCACUAUACAAUUCAGGACGGCCUGGAUGCAAUAGAAGACGUUAUUUACCACAUAGAAACCUACGACGUAACCACAAUAAGAGCCAGCACACCCAUGUUUCUGAUGUCAAGGAAGAUAAAGUCACUAGGAGUGAAGAUGGUUAUGUCUGGAGAAGGAUCUGAUGAGAUCUUUGGGGGGUAUCUGUAUUUUCAUAAGGCCCCCAAUAAAGAUGAGUUCCACCAGGAAACUUGCAGAAAGAUCAAGGCACUUCACAAAUAUGAUUGCUUACGAGCCAACAAAGCAACUUCUGCUUGGGGUCUUGAAGCUCGAGUACCAUUUUUAGAUAAAGAUUUCAUCAAUGUCGCCAUGAACAUUGAUCCUCAGUACAAAAUGCCAAAACCAGAGGAAGGGAGGAUUGAGAAAUGGGUCCUCAGGAGAGCAUUUGACGAUGAGGAGCAACCCUAUCUGCCAAAGCACAUAUUGUAUAGGCAGAAGGAACAAUUUAGUGAUGGAGUUGGCUAUGGUUGGAUCGAUGGCCUCCGAGACCAUGCUGCAAAACAUGUGACUGAUAAAAUGAUGCUUAAUGCUGCAAACAUAUUUCCUCACAACACCCCUUCCACAAAGGAAGCAUAUUACUACAGGAUGAUAUUCGAGAGGUUCUUCCCACAGAACUCUGCUCGGCUCACUGUUCCUGGAGGAGCUAGUAUUGCAUGCAGCACAGAGAAAGCAAUAGAGUGGGAUGCUGCCUGGUCAAACAACCUUGAUCCUUCUGGAAGAGCAGCACUUGGAGUGCAUCUCUCUGCUUAUGAUGACAAGGAGGUUAACUCAGUCCCCACUAAAACUGCAGGGCCAGAGAAGAUUAUCCCUAAAAUGGAAAUUAAUCCUCUUGGAGUUGCAAUCCACAGCUGAUGCAGUUAAAAAGGGAUAGACAGUUGCGGGAUUUUCAGAAGAAGCGUACAAUGAAGAAGCUUUUGCCUGCUGUAUAAAUAAUCCAGGCAGUAUAUAUAUAUUUAUAUAGAUCAAAGGCCUUCUACCUGAUGGUGUUGUUGUAGUGUUGUGGUAGCCUCAUCUUGUAUUGUUUUAAAUACUGUGAUCUGAACUUUAUUGCAAUAUAUUGGGUUUCCGA
This is a messenger RNA of Neltuma alba, 2022 nucleotides long. Its product is annotated as asparagine synthetase [glutamine-hydrolyzing] 2. The record is from RefSeq and is a predicted model, not a curated record. Gene Ontology annotation, cellular component: cytosol. Bases 42 to 1805 code for a protein of 587 amino acids. The transcript is spliced from 13 exons. Gene Ontology annotation, molecular function: asparagine synthase (glutamine-hydrolyzing) activity. Lineage: Eukaryota; Viridiplantae; Streptophyta; Magnoliopsida; Fabales; Fabaceae.